Messenger RNA from Heterocephalus glaber (naked mole-rat), 5106 nucleotides. RefSeq names its product LIM domain containing 1 (gene Limd1). Gene Ontology annotation, cellular component: nucleus; adherens junction; P-body. Gene Ontology annotation, biological process: regulation of DNA-templated transcription; cytoskeleton organization; response to hypoxia. The record is from RefSeq and is a predicted model, not a curated record. Lineage: Eukaryota; Metazoa; Chordata; Mammalia; Rodentia; Bathyergidae. Gene Ontology annotation, molecular function: transcription corepressor activity.
CGCCGGCGGACAAUGGGCCGCGCGCCCCGGAGUCCGGGCGCCGAGGCCUGAGGCCCGAGACCCACGCGAGCCGUGGCGCUCGCCUCCUCCCCCGCCGGCGCGAUCCCGGGAGUCUCAGGAGCGGCGGGAACCCGAGCGGCCUCCGGCGCCCACGUGGACGCGCGCGGCGGGGGCGGGGGAGCAGCAAGGUCCCUGCGCGGUCCCGGGCAUGAGCCCUGGGUCCUCGCCCCGGGCCGGACUCGAGCGCCGCCCUCCGGCUUCCUCCCCGCUCCUCCGCUGCCCGCCGCCCCUCCUCCAGCCGCGGGCCCCCUGCGAGGGCCCGGACACCUGCGCGCCGGGCAGCAUGGACAAGUACGAUGACCUGGGCCUGGAGGCCAGCAAGUUCAUCGAGGACCUGAACAUGUACGAGGCCUCCAAGGACGGGCUCUUCCGCGUGGACAGGGGCGCGGGCAACAACCCUGAGUUUGAGGAGACCCGCAGGCUGUUCGCCACCAAGAUGGCCAAGAUCCACCUCCAGCAGCAGCAGCUGUUGCAGGAAGAGCCGCUGCCCCGGGGCGGCCAGGGUCCUGUCCACGGCAGGGGCCACCCAGGCCAAAAGCCUGCUGCCGACGGGGCUGCUAAGCCCCCUCUCUCGGCCUCCGCAGGGGCACCUGGGGUGGCUGGCUCCGCGGUUCCCUGGCAGACCUCGCACCCAGCCCCGGAGCAGAAGGCUGGGCCUUGUGACCCGGGCCCAAGGCCUGGCAGCCAGGAUCGGGCAGCCAGGCAGGGCCUGGGGAGCUCGGAGAGCUCUGCUGGCCACCAGCCGGGCUCCUGCGAAGACCCGGCCUGCCUCACUCACGGAGACUACUACGACAACCUGUCUCGGUCUCCGGCAAGCCCCUCUUGGGGUGACAGGCCAGGUGUGUCCCCCAGCAUUGGCCUGGGGACAGGGAGCAGGUGGCCAGGUGCCCCCGGGAGUGAUCUCUCAUUGCUCAGACCAGGUGGGGACCCGCACCUGUACUGGCCACAGCUGUCCUCCGACAGUGGCCUCCAUGCCCAGGACAGUAGUGGUGGCCCCGGCAGUGAGAAGCCAGCAGGCCUCUGGUCCACCGCCUCAUCCCAGCGGGUAAGCCCGCUCCCUCCGUCCCUGGGCCUGGAGAACGGGGCCCCCAUGCAGCCCCAGAGUCCUCUAGUGUCUGUGCCCCCGGCCUCCAGCCAGGGAGCCCUCCAGAGAGCAAACUCGGAGCUGGGCUGUGAGGCUUCAGGCACCAGGCCCAAGCCCACCGAGGACCCCCAGCCCUGGUUCCAGGACGGGCCCAAGGCUCACCUUUCCGGCUCUGCCUCUGGGCCCAAGCUCAGCCCCGCCGGCCCCGUGCUCCCAGUGCUGCCUUCCCUGCCAGAGCUGUCGUGCAGAGAGGGUCCCACUGGCUGGUGCCCUGAUGGCAGCCUGGGCCCAGGGCUCCCAGAGGCCCCUGGCUCACCCAGGGUGAGGCUGCCCUGCCAGACGCUCCUCCCCGGCCCUGAGCUCGGCCCCUCCGCUGUGGAACUGAAGUUAGAAGCCCUUACCCAGCGCCUGGAGCGAGAGCUGGACGCCCACCCGAAGGCCGACUACUUUGGAGCCUGCGUGAAAUGCAGCAAAGGAGUGUUUGGGGCCGGCCAGGCCUGCCAGGCCAUGGGCAACCUCUACCACGACGCCUGCUUUACCUGUGCCUCCUGCAGCCGGAGACUGAGAGGAAAAGCCUUCUACUUCGUCAACGGCAAAGUAUUCUGUGAGGAAGACUUCCUGUACUCUGGCUUCCAGCAGUCUGCCGACAGAUGUUUUCUUUGUGGACAUCUGAUCAUGGACAUGAUCCUGCAGGCCCUGGGGAAGCCCUACCACCCCGGCUGUUUCCGCUGUGUCAUCUGUAACGAGUGCCUGGAUGGGGUCCCCUUCACGGUGGACUCAGAGAACAAGAUCUACUGUGUCCGAGAUUACCACAAGGUGCUGGCCCCGAAGUGUGCAGCCUGCUGGCUCCCCAUCCUCCCGCCCAAGGGCUCAGACGAGACGAUCCGCGUGGUGUCCAUGGACAGAGACUACCACGUGGAGUGCUACCGCUGCGAGGACUGCGGCCUGGAGCUCAAUGACGAAGACGGUCACCGCUGCUACCCCCUGGAGGACCACCUCUUCUGCCACGCGUGCCACGUGAAGAGGCUGGAGAAAGGGCCCUCGCCCGCGGGCCUCCACUUCUAGGCAGAGCGGCUGGCAGACCCGGCAGGCCUGAGGACCAGGGCGACAUCUGCUGACUCCGGUGGCCCCUGGGCUGGGCUGGGCUGGGACAGAGGAGGAGCAGGGCGUGAGGGCUGCCUCUACCCAGGGAGGCGCCUGCGACUUCCAAGUGCCUUUCGGCCUCGCCACACCACGGGCUCCUCAGGAAGCCACGGCAGCACGUGUGGGGCUUGGGACUCCAGGUGCCAUCCAUGCACGACACCCUCAGCCGCAGCACCCUCUGAAGGGACAGCUCAGCUGCCGAGACCUCAGCCCCUCCCUGGCCAGGCACCCCUCCCCAGGCAGGAGUUCCCCCGCGGGACUGCAGGUCUGCCGAGAGUGGCUGCACACCCUCACUCACAGCCGAGAGAAGGAAGGGCUGGCACACGCUCUGUCGGAACUGGCUGGGAAGCCUUGUCCUCGGACCAUGCUCUGUGUGUCCCCGGCCCCCAGGCGUCCUCGCAUGGGCCCCUGCAGAGGCCUGCCCAGCAGGCUCCGGGAGAGGAGGGCGCAGUGCAGGCACCAGGACUCUCGCUGUCUGGGGCGCUGCUUGGGUCAGAGCUCUCGAGUCUGUGACUUGGGAGUGGCUCCGGCAGGGUGGGCCUCGGGGUCCCGAGCGAGCGGGUGCCUGGCACCUGAUUGAGCUUACUUCACAGUGGAACUCUUGGAAGCUCUGUGCACUUAUUGAGCAAGUGAGCUCCUUGGAACAGGGGAGUGUGAGACCGAUCGCUGAGCCGGCCCAAAGGGAAGGACGUUCGUUUCGAGGCCUCCCUUUUCCCCUUCUUGGCCCAGCUGUUAGGUUCAGAGAAGCCAGCAUCGGGUACAUUGCUUCCCUCUGUGACUUCUGUUUUCCAUCGUUUCUCUGCACGUGCAGUCUUCCACACACACACAAUACCUCACAGACCGUCACUACCUUGCAGUCCAGGAGGAAGUGACGUCGUGGGACUCAGGUACCUCCCCUCACACUCAGACCCGGCUGGUCCGGCUGUGUGCCCGGAACUGAGAUCAGCACCAAGGCCUCUGUGCUCCCCGGGGGCAGACAAGCGGCAGGACGCCCCUGAGUCAGAGGUCGCAUUCCUUGGCACUUCAAACGGGAGAAACUGCUGUAAAAGGGAAAGAAAGAGUGGUCAGGCCUGGGGCUCGCCAGGCACAGUGGUGCACACCUGUGCUCCCAGCACUCAGGAGGCUGAGGCAGCAGGACUGGGCAUGGUGAGGGGCCUGGGGCUGUCUGUGGAGACCCAGGCACAGGUAGAUACAGACUCCUCCCUCGGCCCAGCCCCUCCUGUAGGCCAUUUCCGCUCAUUUGUAGCCACUUCCUGUGAGAAGCACAAAAUCAGCAGUGGAUCUCCUUUGCCAUUCAUGAGAUCCAUGCUGUUGAGCUCCUUUGGCUGAUUUUACUUCCCAGCUUCCUGUGCCCAGGCCGCGCCCUCUGGAAACCUGUGGUCGCAGGGGGCUUGAGGCUGGGCCCCCCUCUUCCUGUCAGGUCUGCCAGCUGGUUGAGGCCUUGGAGCGGAGGCCUUGCUCAGGGCCAGAGUCAGGAAAAUUGCUUGGGACCCCACUUACCCCAUCCCAGAAGCACCAGGAGGUUUUUUGCUAAUUGAGUAGUUUAAAACUUGAUUAAUUUUUGUAAUGAAAUUUUUAACGUGGCCUUGAUUGAGGUGAUUCAGCUGUGUUUGCAAAUACAGCAUUUUAUACUGUUGAAAGAGCAAUAAAGGGUUUUCCAGCAGUCCUGGACGCCCCGCCAGGCACCCAGCCGGGACAGCCACUUCCCUGCCCAGGGCUCGGUGGGGAGCUGCAGUCCUUAACGUUUCUCCAUCUCAAGCCUUUCAGAAGCAGUGAUGUCCACCUCUCUGGGAUUUUAAAUGUUCGGUAAAUUAUUAGCCAAAUAGGUCUGUAAUGGGCUUGUAUCUGUGGAUUUGUAGGAAGAAAAUAGGGCCCUGGUAGACCAGGAUAAGAGGUUUGUUUUGAAAAUUAGAGCAGAGAGCCCCUUCAUGUUUUCUGGACAGCUCUUAGAAAUGGGUGAAGGCUGGACCCAGGCCCAAGAGCCAGCCUGCAUCCUCCCUCGCGCACACGCGCUCUCUCUGUCUCUCCUCUCAGCAAUGUUAGGUCCCAUCUGUUGCUUGGUAAAGAGUGAUGUGUUCAAGUCUUGCCACUAAGCGCACGUGGCUGCAGGACAGGACCCAUUGUCUCGGGUUAGAGCUCCAGGACCUGAGUCCUGGGGGCCGUGAGGAUAAUCAAGGAGCUCGGGAGCCGGGGAUUUAGCUCAGUGGUUCCGCCGCCUGCUCUGCAAGCACAAGGACUAGAGUUCAAUCCCUGGUACCAAAAAAAACAAAAACAAAACAAGGAGCUCCGGUCACUUCCCGCCCUGUCGUCACCUUGCUUCCAUGGGCUUUGGUCACAUUUAGGAAACAAAAAGCAUUAGUGUUGGGACAGAGGGGACACUUGGGGUCCGCUGUCCUCUGCAGUCUGUGGAAGGGUGUUCGUGGGCAAAGGUGACAGCAGUGACCAUGCCUGUCCUUGCAGAGAAAGGAGUCACCGCACCCAUGUUUUAAAACUCUGCCAGGAAACCAAAGUUUUUGCUUUUCCUUUGCCACAAGUCAGUCUUAAUUUCCCAGUUAGUAUUUGAAGCAACUUAAACCAGAAAAUAGGAGUCAAAUAUAGUAGCUCUCUUUUGUUCUGGGCACAAACUGAACAGAUGUGGGAAAUCCCCAUGUAGGAAUGAAAGUUCGUGUGUUUUGCUGAAUAGCAAAAUUAUUUUCCUCUGUCUUUUCUUUUACUAUAAAAUGACUCAAUUACUAUAAAAUGAUCGGAGGUAUCAGCAAUAAAACUGCCCUGAUCUGUAGGCUAUUAAAGUGCUCUCCAAAAUAAAGAUGUUUCCUGUG